CGGAACUCUCUCUCUCUUCACUCUCUCUCUUCUUCUGUGUGUUUGCUUGUGUGUAUCUGUGCUGUGCUGUAGGUGACGAUGCUCUCCGGGGACAUUCCGCCUAAUCAAACUAUCUAUCUAAAGAAUAUCAACGAGAAGGUCAAGAAAGAGGAGUUGAAGAGAUCUCUUUAUGCGUUGUUCUCACAAUAUGGAAGGAUUUUGGACGUUGUUGCCUUGAAAACUGAAAAACUUCGAGGACAAGCAUGGGUUGUGUUUAGUGAAGUGACAUCUGCCAGCAAUGCUGUGAGACAGAUGCAAAAUUUUCCUUUUUAUGAUAAACCCUUGAGGAUACAGUAUGCCAAAACAAAGUCUGACUGUAUUGCCAAAGAAGAUGGUACCUUUGUUCCAAGAGAUAAGAAGAGGAAGAAACAUGAAGAGAAAGUUGAAAGAAAGAAACGAGCUGAGGAAACACAACAAGCAGCAACUACUAAUGGAACCAGAGGAGACAGCAAUGGACGCCCAACGGCGGCUCCUAUGUAUGGAAAGGCUGGUGCAGAAGAAGAUCAUGGUGCGGCACCAAACAACAUCCUGUUCAUUCAGAAUCUACCUCACGAGUCAACGAGCAUGAUGUUAGAGGUUCUUUUCCAACAGUAUCCUGGUUUCAGGGAAGUUCGCAUGAUAGAAGCAAAACCGGGCAUUGCCUUUGUAGAGUUUGACGAUGACUUGCAGUCCUCAGUUGCGAUGCAGGCACUUCAGGGUUUCAAAAUUACUCCUCAUAAUCCCAUGGUUAUCACUUAUGCCAAGAAAUAAAUGGGUUGUUUUUAUGAACUGAAAAUGAUUGAAAGAAUGUUAUUAGACAUUGAAUUUUCUUCCCUUUUCCUUUUUCAACUGUGUAACCAAGACACAGAUUGGGUAGAAAAUACACAAUUAGUAGUUUUGUAUCUUUUCAACACCCAUCAGAGUUUAAUGCAUGGGAAUCUAUCCUGUUAUUGUUUGU
Messenger RNA from Impatiens glandulifera, 976 nucleotides. RefSeq names its product U2 small nuclear ribonucleoprotein B'' 2-like. Gene Ontology annotation, cellular component: U2 snRNP. Gene Ontology annotation, biological process: mRNA splicing, via spliceosome. The record is from RefSeq and is a predicted model, not a curated record. Bases 79 to 789 code for a protein of 236 amino acids. NCBI's taxonomy places the organism in Eukaryota, Viridiplantae, Streptophyta, Magnoliopsida, Ericales, Balsaminaceae. The transcript has 5 exons. Gene Ontology annotation, molecular function: RNA binding.